This is a messenger RNA of Etheostoma spectabile (orangethroat darter), 2378 nucleotides long. Its product is annotated as zinc finger protein 382. Bases 139 to 1254 code for a protein of 371 amino acids. Gene Ontology annotation, cellular component: nucleus. The transcript has 4 exons. Lineage: Eukaryota; Metazoa; Chordata; Actinopteri; Perciformes; Percidae. The record is from RefSeq and is a predicted model, not a curated record. Gene Ontology annotation, biological process: regulation of gene expression.
CUCGUAAUCGUCAGUUCGCGAGCAUUCAGUUUUCCCACAAUCCCUUGCUGCCCACAUAUGAAAUAUAAUUGAUUAAGAAGCACCGCUGUUUCGUUGGGAAUCUUGCCAGUAUUUCGACUUAUUGUCUACCCUGUCGAAAUGAUGUGUGACACCACAAACCGAAGUUUUCGGGCGCAGUUAGCCGGUGUCCUGGACAAGCUAACGAAGGCGGCUUUGGUAGAAAUAGGCAACCUCGCUGACGAAUGCUCUUCCGUCCUUCACACCGAGAUCUCCCUGCACAAAACGGAGAACGAGGCGCUGAAGAAGAGAUGUUAUUUACUGGAGGUCCAGCUGAGAGCAGCGAGGGAGGCACAGACCUAUCCUGCACAUGCCAACAGUGUCAGCCGCCGACACCCUGCAGGACAGCAGCAGCCAGCUAUCGACGGAGUUUUUGGAAAGGACUGGUGCAUGGAUCUGUGGAGAGAAGAAAAACUCCCCUCUCAAAGGAAAGAGACAGUGGAGCCAGCUGCUACUGUGACAAGCAUGGGGUUACAGGCAAUAGACUUAAUGGAGAGAGAACCUGAUCUCAUCUUUGUCAAGGAGGAGACAUAUGAUGACCAUCCAAUUGGCCAGCAGAUGAGGCUCACAGAUAACAGAAAAUUAGUUGGGAUUUUUGACGAGGAGAGCAUGCUUCAUAGAUCUGUUGAUGAUCUGCAGCUUCACUCAGGGGAAUUAAACAACUUUCCCAUGACGGCUGCCAGUCAAACACAACAACGCACACAGCCCACAAUUAUGGACAAGUUGAUAGAUGAUGCAACAAUGUGCACUUUGGUUGACAACCCAAAUCCUCCUUCAGCCACCGCAGAAUACUCUGAUUUCACGAACAAUAUCCACAUGAAUGCAACCAAAGAACUCACGAUUCAGCCAAGACCUGUGAAGCCAACAAACCGGUUUGAGUGCCUAUUCUGUGGGAAAAUAUUCAACUAUCUAAGUAGUUUAAAAGUCCACAUCAGGCGACACUCUGGCGAGAAGCCGUUCAGCUGCUCAGUUUGCGGGAAGCGGUUUGCUCAGAAAACGUACCUGAAACUGCACCAGCGUGUGCACUCGGGUGAGAAGCCUUACAGCUGUCCAGACUGCGGAAAAAGUUUUUCUCAGAAAAGCUCUCUGAACAUACAUCUUCGGACACACACCGGUGAAAAGCCGUAUAGCUGUGUGGACUGUGGGAAAUGUUAUGCAUACAAGUAUGGUUUAAAUCACCACCACUGUUUCAAUUGACUGGUCAAACCAUGUUUUCAUUGGAAAGAAGUCUAACUCCGGUCAGAACUGCUUCUACUAAAGUUCUUUGUAUUGCAUAUUGUAAUAUGUCUACAAAACUCAAAUAUGGAUGGAAAAUGUAGAUUUGAAAUGAUCCCAUCCAUAUCAAACAGGGUUUAUUGUGUAGAGAAAUCUGGCAGCAGCCAAACAAGGGUACAGACAAUAUCUAUGUGACACUAGAAAGUGCAUCAUUUGAAUUGGUGGGAUUCAGUUUCUGUGAUUGCUUAGGGGGUUCAUUGUCAUGAGCUGCUCAUCCAACCUGUAACAAAAAAAAUACUAAAUUAUUUUCCAUUGCAUGUUUUCAUAUGCUUUGGGUACCAUUAUACAUACCUCACUCUCAUGUCUCUUGCCACAAAAGGCCUAUGUUAAAUAAUGCCAAAAUACUUUCUUUGGACAAGUGCUCCGUUUGCACACAUGUAGCGUAACUCUUCAAAACUACCUCGUCACAACAAUGUAGACGUAAAACAACUCCCUCUGUUUGCUUCAUAGACCGAGUCUCAGUGUUGCUUUAUAUUUAGCAUAUGUCAUGCCUCAUUUCUUGCUAUUUAAGUGAUAGAAAGUGGGUAGUUCUAUCAUUGAAAAACACAGCUGUUUUAAAAUGCUAAUGUGUGGUAAUAUUGAUAAUAUUGAAAUGACUUCCACAAAGGGUUCUGGUUUAAAUGGUGUUUAAAUAAAUGUAUGUGUAUGACUAGACAUGUGUUGUCAAUGUAGUGAAGCCAAAUGUCAGUUUUUUUUUUCUUCUAAAUGUUAAGCAUUUGUGAUAGAAAUCAUGUUAUUCUGUCCUGUCAUCAUACCUUAACAGAGCAAUUAUCUGUACUAAGCAUCCAUUUUGCCUGUAACGAUUCCCCUGAACAGCCCACACUGACCGAAUGAGAGAAUAAUCACUGCCCAAGAAAGGAAUCUUGUGCUGUUUUCUUUCUGCAUGACUAUUACAGAGCACCAUCAACUGUGCAUUGUUCAUGUAUGUAAAAACUCCAAUGAUGUAAAGAAGACAACUUUAUUUAGAUUAGACAAAAUAAACAAUUCACUCUUUCUUCCUUCUUUAAAUGGGAGAGUUUUAUCAAAUUAAAGUUUAAUUAAAUGAA